UGUCUGCGCCACCCAACAGUCCUCCCUUUUGUUUUCUUUAAGAGGGGGUUGAGGGGCGUCGUGAUUCGUCUGGCUACUUCCUGCUGAGUGGGGACGUUGUAAGAGGGAAAGAGAGUUUUAGGGAGGGCUGUUAGGGAGGUUUGACACGGGGUAUGAUGGGUAUAAUAGGAGAACACCUCUUGGGCGGUGUAGUCUGUGAAGGUCCCUUGAAGAUACAGAUCUUCUAAUGCUGUAAGCCAUCCGAGCGGUAACGAUGGAUCAGCGAAGAGCCAGCUGUCAGUGCAGAGAUCAUUGAGGAACUGCUGGAAUCAGUGUGGUGUUGUCAUUUCGAAGACUGAAGUUUGACUGAAGGGCCGUUAGUAGGCUGUGAGACCGUCUAUGGAGCCUGCUUCGUCUUCACUGGUGACACAAUCAUCUACUAUUCAUGAUGUUAAGCAAAAGUUUCACAAAACAUGUCCAAAGUGGUACCCUUCUCGAGUUGGUCUGCAGCUGGAAUGCGGCGGGCCUUUUUUGAAGGACUAUGUUACCAUUCAAAGUAUUGCAGCUUCCUCCAUUGUCACACUGUAUGCUACAGACCUAGGUCAACAAGUCAGUUGGACCACAGUAUUUUUGGCUGAAUACACAGGACCUCUGCUAAUAUACCUCCUCUUUUAUUUGAGGAUCCCGUGUAUAUAUGAUGGAAAACAGAGUGCUAGAAGAUUACGCCACCCGGUGGUACACUUGGCUUGCUUCUGUCAUUGUAUACACUACAUCCGAUACCUUUUGGAAACCUUAUUUGUUCACAAAGUUUCUGCAGGACACACACCUUUGAAAAAUUUGAUAAUGAGUUGUGCCUUUUACUGGGGAUUUACUUCUUGGAUUGCCUACUACAUUAAUCAUCCACUAUAUACACCACCAUCAUUUGGAAACAGGCAAAUCACAGUAUCUGCUAUCAAUUUUCUGGCAGAGGUGUAUCACACUGAAAAUGUUGAAAAUGUUUUGCAGAUUUGUGAAGCUGGGAAUCAUUUCAUCAAUGUAAUGUUGUCUCAUCCCAGUCACACAGGAAGCAAUGCCUGUUUCCCAAGUCCAAAUUAUAACCCCUUCACAUGGAUGUUUUUCCUGGUUUCAUGUCCUAACUACACCUAUGAGAUUGGAUCAUGGAUUAGUUUCACAGUCAUGACCCAAACACUGCCAGUUGGAAUUUUUACACUUCUGAUGAGUAUCCAGAUGUCUUUGUGGGCACAAAAGAAACAUAAGAUUUAUCUGAGAAAAUUCAAUCCAUGUAUUCAUAGAAAAUCAGCAAUGAUUCCAUUCAUAUUGUAAAAAAAAAUCUUAUCUCCUAUAGAAAACGGCAAUAUAUAAAUUCAAUAAAUAAGACUUAGUUAAGGACAGUUAACUGUUAUACUCCAACAAUUCAUGAGCAACAGUAUAUACGCUGAGUAAAAAUAUAAAAUAGUAAAAUUUCACUAAAUUUAGAGUAAUGCACAUGGUAAUAAAAAGUAUAAAUUAUAAAUGCAAUUAACUAAGAACAGCUCUGAAUGUAUUUGCAUGGGAUUGGUCCUUGAAUAAAAUUGUCUUACUUCAUUAAUACUUUACAAUACUAUUUGCAUAAGACAAAAUAUCACAGGAAAAAAAAUCUGAUUAAAAAAUGAAAAAGUGAUCUGAACAGACAUUUCCCAAAAGACGACAUAUACAUGGCCAAUAAGUAUAUUUUUAAAAUGCUCAGCAUUAACUAUUCAUAACGGAAAUGCAAAUCAAAACCACAAUAAGAUAUCUUCUCAUCCUAAUUAGGGUGACUGUUUUCAAAAAGACAAAAAAUAUGACAGCCGUGGUGGCUCAUGUCUGUAAUCCUAACACUUUGACAGGCCAAGGCAGGAGAAAUGCUUGAGUCCAGAAGUUUGAGAUCGGGGCAACAUAUCGAGACUCUGUCUCUAAAAAGCAUAUCAAGAUUCUGUCGCUACAAAAAAUUUUGAAAAGUAAAAAUUAGCUAGGCAUGGUGGCACAUGCCAGUAGGUAGUCCCAGUUACUCGAGAUUGCUCCAGCUUAGGAGUUCAAGGCUACAGAGAGCCAUGAUUAAAUCAAAGCACUCCAGCCUGGGUGACAGAGUAAGACUGCCUCAAAAUAAAAUAUAAAAUAAAAUAAUAAAAUAAAAUAAAAAUAAAAUAAAAUAUAAAAAACAUAUUGGUGAAGAUGCAGAAAAAAACUCUUAGACACUGCUGGUGGGAAUGUAAACUAGAGCAGCCACUGUGGAGAACAAUAUAGAGUUUCUUCAAAAAUUACAAAUAGAACUGUCAUAUGAUCCAGCAAUACCAUUACUGGAAAAAGGAAAUAUGUAUAUUAAAGAGACAUUUGUACCCUAUGUUUACUGCAGCACUAUUCACAAUAGCUAAGAUAUAGAAGCAACCUAGGUGUCCAACAACAGAUGAAUGGAUAAAGAAAAUGUGGUAUAUAUACACAAUAGAAUACUAUGCAGCCAUAAAAAGAGAAUUCCUAUCAUUCAGGACAACAUGGAUGGAAUUGGAGGGCAUAUGUUAAGUGAAACAAGCCAGGAACAGAAAGUUAAACAUUGCAUGUUAUUACUUAUACAUGGAAGCUAAAAAAAUUGAUAUCAUAGAAGUAAAAAAUAAAACGGAGGAUACUACAGGCUGGGAAAGCUGCAGCAAAGGGAGACUAGAGAGAGAUUUGUUAAAGGAUACGAAGUUACAGCUUGGUAGGAGGAAUAAUUUCUGGUGUUCUAUACCACUGUAGGAUGACUAUAGUCAAGAACAUUAUACUCUAUUUAGUUUCAAAUAGCUAAAAGGAGGUUUUGUCUCCAACACAAAGAAAUGAUAAAUAUUUGAAACCAUGGAUACUCUAAUUUCUCUGAUCUGAUCUCUAUAAAUUAUAUGUAUUGAAACAUUAUUAUGUAUCUCCCAAAUAUGUUCAAUUCUUAUGUCGCUUAAAAAAUAAAAAUUAAUUUAAAAAGCAUCUGAUUUUUAAAGUAAAUAUUUUUAAAAGUUUUGACAUUUAAAUUACUUGAA
Messenger RNA from Symphalangus syndactylus (siamang), 2999 nucleotides. It is a transcript of the gene TECRL, whose product is annotated as trans-2,3-enoyl-CoA reductase like. The record is from RefSeq and is a predicted model, not a curated record. Gene Ontology annotation, molecular function: oxidoreductase activity, acting on the CH-CH group of donors. Gene Ontology annotation, biological process: very long-chain fatty acid biosynthetic process. Lineage: Eukaryota; Metazoa; Chordata; Mammalia; Primates; Hylobatidae.